Molecule: messenger RNA, 1068 nt
Organism: Hydatigera taeniaeformis
Lineage: Eukaryota; Metazoa; Platyhelminthes; Cestoda; Cyclophyllidea; Taeniidae
Source: the annotation of a GenBank genome assembly
AUGUUCUUUUUUGACGUUUAUUAUAGUGGUUCAAGCGUCCGUCACUCUCCAUCUAGUUCAAGUGGAGAAUCGCCCUCGACCACAGGCAAAGUGGACUCAGAGGAGGGAGGCGAAGGCAUGGCCACUGAUGCAGGUGGAGUGAUGGAGGUGAUGCAAGAGACAGUCCGCCAGCUCCAGCAUCAGGUUCGCUGCCUGCAAGCUGAAAACGCUUUCCUGCAACGCGCUGUCGACCGAUGUUCCCUCGCCACUUCUGAGUCUGACAAGGCCUCCGUGGGUUCCGCAUCGGCCUCUGGGGCUUUUCCCCUUGUUGCGAAUCCUCUGAGAACAGAACUCUUUGCAGUAACCCACGAAUUUGGACAGCGUUUUGUCCCAGUGUUCCUAAAAAUGAGCUACAAAGAGAUAUCUGCCCUGCAAAAUGAUGAAGUGCAAAACGUUCGACUCACAACUGCACCCUCUAGUCCCAAUCACCACUACUUGCCUUCGUCAGGACUACAGGUUCAGCAAAUGAACUGCACUUCUAACAUAAGAAAGCGUCUGCUAUCAGAAGAUUUGGGACCCGACACCAUGUCACAUUUCCAUCUACUUGGAAGAAUGUGUCUUGAUGUGUCAGCCCCUGAUCUACUGGCCAAAGUAAAAAAUCUUUUUCACAUUUAUCUGCGUUAUCUUGAUUCUGACGAUGAGAUUGGUCUUAAUGCAGACAGCAUUUCAUCAAUUUGUGUAAAGAUGACACCACAAUCGAUAAAUAGCGGACAACCUCCCAAAGAAGUCCAAAUUUUGUCCCACGGAAAUAACGACGCGGUAACAGGAAUAGACCCAGGCUAUGAAAUAUUGCACAUAGUGAUCACAUUGCAUGAGAAUGCUUAUGCACUAGAGAAGCCGAUAGCACCAAGCUUGCUGAAUCCUUUAGCAGUGUCCUCAAUCGCGUGGAUCUCCCUUCUGUCGGCUUCUCUGCUGAGCAAAUUGAUUGAAUCUCUACUGGCCAAUAAAUGUGUUGUCAUUUAUGGACCCAAAGGGUCAGGAAAACUCGAGUUUGGACGAAUUCUUGUUGACUCAAUGGCAAAAAUGUAA